CGGCCUCUGCAUCGAGUGAUGCACACAGCCUUUUAUUUAUCAGAUCAAAGUUCAUCAUCUGACCAUAAUACAGUUCAACAAAUAAAUUGUCGCACAUGGCUGCCCCAAGGGCAAAUUAAAAAAAAUGUAGAGAAAUGAGCCUCAUGCAUCACAAAUCCUACUAGUAGGCCGCAACCAAAUGAGCCUCUAUGAUAUGUACUCCCUCCGAUCAAUAAUAAGUGUCGUAUUACUCCUAUAGGCAAUAGAAAACAAAACUGGCAAACCGAGGCAUGCCAGAUCACCAGAUUUGGUGAGUACAAGGAGCAUAAUCUAAGUAAAUAGAUAUGCCACAAGAACAUGGUUGUACAAAAUGACUUGGUAUCUUUUGUGGACACAUCACCUAAGAGGUGGACUUGAGCAGAAACUACCGCCUAUUACUAGAACUAUAGGAUCAGGAAGCGAAUGGACAGACUACCACUCAAGUUCAGGUCUUCUUCAAGUUGAAUUUGGGGUGCCUAUUCUUCUUGUUAAACUGAUAACUAGUUCCUCCAAGGUAUCCAUCAUUUUGAUUCACUAGACAAUUCUAUAUGUUGACCUAAUCUGUAAAAUACUUUGCAACAGAAACUGGAAAAAUGUUUUAGCAGAGCAUCGUGUAUUUAUGCAACGAGGCUAGACAGUUUGUUUAAUCAAAUCUGGAAGGAAACAAGAAACCUGCAAAGUAAUAUCAAAGUAUGCCAGAGUGCUAGAGUAGCUUUCACCAAGUGUCAUAGCACUGGUCAUGGCCAAUCUGGACUAGUCUGCAGCUGGCCUAACUCUAUGCAAGUCGUGGAUGAAAACAAGGUUGCCCUCGUGUCCCUCAAUUUGGUUACAACAACAACAAAAGAUUCAUGCGUAGCAUUUGACACAACAACAAAAGAUUCAUGCUUAGUAUUUCACAAUGAUGUGACACUGAAUGAAUAAUUGAGUUCCACGCGUCACUAAAAACAAAUAAUUUAUUUCUUGUGAAUUUUCACAAGAGGUUGAUCUGUUCAUGCCAGCAACCUAGGUUUAAUUUAAAACGUCAACCGCUAGGAUCGAUUCAAUAACUAUUGGUAUUUGAUUCCAUGCUGAUGUAGUGCAUACAUAAUAUAAACCUUGGGAGUAACAAUUUUUUGUCCUAUCUUGUAACUAUAUAGUUACUCCUGUUACUCUACAUAUUUGCUCGGUGCUCUUUGCUACUCUCCUGCAAAUUAUCUCAAUGCUCACAAAUACAAUGCCAUCCAUCCAAGAGAAUGACUUCCCCGUCGAAUCAUGUACUCCCGACAGUGCUGUUGACAAGAAAAACACAUCACCGCCGGCACCAUCAACGCCAGAAAAGGUGGCCAUGGACGAGCCGUUCCCGUUCUUUGGCUUGCUUUGCUACGCUGAUGCACUAGAUUGGAUGUUCAUGGUGUUGGGGACCAUGGGCUCCCUUGUGCAUGGCAUGGCGCCUUCGAUGUCCUAUUACAUACUUGGGAAAACUGUUGAUGCGUUCGGGAACAACAUAAACGAUCUGAACGCCAUGGUCCAUGAAUUUUCUAAGUUAGUUCCAUAUAUGUGGUUCUUGGCACUUAUUACACUCCCUGCUGGAAUAAUUGAAAUCGCAUGCUGGAUGUAUACAAGUCAAAGACAAAUGACACGCAUGCAGAUGGCAUAUCUGACAUCAGUGCUCAGCCAAGAUAUCGGAGCUUUUGACACUGACUUAACCACCGCGACUAUCAUGGCUGGAGCAACCAACCACAUGAGUAUCAUAAAAGAGGCAAUUGGAGAGAAGAUGGGUCACUUUAUGUCCAACUUCUCCACAUUCUUAGUUGCUGUCAUUAUUGCCUUUGUGUGUUGCUGGGAGGUGGGUAUGAUGGCAUUCUUGGUAGUUCCGAUGCUCCUCGUGGUUGGGGCAACAUAUGCGAAAAUGAUGGUUGGCAUGUCGGCGACAAGGAUAGCUUUGGUCUCUGAAGUAACCUCAGUUGUAGAACAGACUAUUUCACAUAUCAAGACCGUCUUCUCAUUUGUUGGAGAAAAUUCGGCGAUGAAAUCCUUCAUCGAAUGCAUGGACAAGCAAUACAAGCUAGGCAAGAAAGAGGCAAUUACAAAAGGACUAGGUUUGGGAAUGUUACAGAUUGCAACCUUCUGUUCAUACUCAUUGACCAUCUAUAUUGGAGCAUUGGCAGUAACUAGAAGAUCUGCAAAAGGGGGUGAAACAAUUGCUGCAGUCAUUAAUAUCCUCUCCGCUGCGAUAUAUCUCUCAAACGCCGCGCCGGAUCUUCAGACCUUCAGCCAAGCAAAAGCUGCUGGUAAAGAAGUAUUUAAGGUUAUCAAAAGAAAAACAGCGAUAAAUUAUGAAUCAAACGGAAGAAUCUUAGAAAAGGUCACUGGACAUAUUGAAAUAAGAGAGGUGGAUUUCACAUAUCCGUCCCGUAAAGACAAGCUGAUUCUUCAAGGUUUCACACUAGUUAUACCAGCAGGCAAAGUGGUGGCUCUUGUGGGGAGCAGUGGAUGUGGGAAGAGCACUGUAAUUUCUCUGGUUCAAAGAUUCUAUGAUCCUAUAUCAGGUGGCAUUACUGUUGACGGUCAAAACAUUAAGGAACUUGACCUGAAGUCCCUGAGGAGAAAUAUAGGCUCAGUCUCUCAAGAACCAGCACUAUUUUCUGGUACUAUCAUGGAUAACUUGAGAAUUGGAAAACUGGAUGCAACUGAUGAAGAGAUAAUUGAAGCAGCAAAAACAGCUAAUGUGCACUCUUUCAUAUCCAAACUUCCAGAUCAAUACUCGACUGAGGUAGGAGAAAGAGGGGUGCAACUGUCAGGAGGUCAGAAACAGAGAAUAGCUAUUGCAAGGGCUAUACUAAAAGAUCCCCCCAUUCUUCUUCUUGAUGAAGCCACAAGUGCACUUGAUUCAGAAUCAGAGAAGCUAGUUCAGGAUGCUCUUGACAGAGCUAUGAAAGGGAGGACAGUUAUCUUGAUUGCCCACAGAAUGUCAACAAUAAUAAAUGCAGACAAGAUUGUUAUUGUGGAGAAUGGGAGAGUAGCUCAACACGGAACACAUGAAGAAUUGUUGGAGAGAAGUACAUUCUACUCGAGUGUAUGCAGUAUGCAAAGUCUAGAAAAGAAAUCCAGCAAGAAUGAAGACAGAUUUACUGAUCAGGUCGAAGAAGAGCAAGACAGUGCAACGUAUAAAGAACAAUCUUUUGCUGCAUAUGAACAAGAGAAGAAACCAGAACCGACCUCAAAGCAAUCGAAGCAAAGUAUCAGAAAGAGAACGUCUGCUUUCAACAGGAUAUUCCUCGGAACUUUUAAACUGGUGCCAGGAAAGGUUCUGGUGGGCUCCACAGCAGCAGCAAUCUCUGGGAUCUCAAGGCCUCUAUUUGCUUUCUAUAUCAUGACAGUUGGCAUAGCAUACUUCGAUGCAGAUGCAAAUAAAAAAGUCAGCAAGUACUCAAUUAUUUUGUUCCUAAUAGGGAUGUUAACAUUUUUCAGUAACAUCUUCCAGCACUAUAUCUACGGCCUGGUCGGCGAAAGGGCAAUGAAUAACCUAAGGGAGGCCCUGUUUUCAGUUGUUCUUCGAAGUGAAAUAGGUUGGUUCGAGGAACCAAAAAACAGUGUUGGCUUCCUGACCUCACGUGUUGUCAGUGACACCUCCAUGGUAAAAACGAUUAUAUCUGAUCGAAUGGCUGUCAUGGUUCAAUGCAUCUCUUCAAUUAUUAUAGCAACAGCGUUAAGCAUAGCAGUGAACUGGAGGAUGGGUCUAGUUGCAUGGGCUAUGAUGCCAUGUCACUUCAUCGCUGGCCUUGUACAGGUCAGGUCAGCAAAAGGUUUUGCCACUGACAACUCUAAGUCUCACCGGAAGCUCAUCUCACUCACUUCAGAGGCUGUUAGCAACAUCCGCACUGUGGCCUCUUUUGUUCAGGAAGAAGAAAUACUCAGGAAAGCAGAUUUGGCAUUGCAAGAACCGAUGCGGAUAAGCAGGAUUGAGAGUAUCAAGUAUGGUGUGGUACAGGGGAUUUCACUCUGCUUGUGGCAUAUGACACAUGCUAUUGCAUUGAGUUAUACCAUUGUGCUACUUGACAGGAAACUAGCAACAUUUGAAAACUGUGUACGAUCAUACCAAGCAUUUGCAAUGACAAUACCUUCCAUCACAGAGCUAUGGUCCUUGAUCCCUAUGGUCAUGUCCGCCAUUGCGAUAUUGGAUCCUGCACUAGACAUUCUCGACAGAGAAACACAGAUUGUGCCGGAUGAACCAAAAUUGAACGGUGAGGACGGAAUUGUAGGUAAUGUUGAGUUCGAAGAUGUCAGUUUCAGCUAUCCCUCGAGACCAGAAGUGAUCAUACUAGAUGGAUUCAGUCUAGCUAUCGAAUCAGGUCAAAGGGUCGCAUUGGUUGGGCCAAGUGGUUCGGGAAAAUCCACAGUGUUGGCUCUGCUGCUAAGAUUCUACAAUCCUUGCAGCGGCCGAGUACUUAUAGACGGUAAGGACAUCAGAGGCUACAACCUCAAGAGCCUGAGAAAGCAGAUAGGACUGGUGCAGCAAGAGCCAAUCUUGUUCAACCUGUCUAUAAGACAGAAUAUCAGCUAUGGAAAUGAAGGCGCAUCAGAAACAGAAAUAGUGGAGGCCGCAAUGGAGGCAAACAUCCAUGACUUCAUAAGCAGCCUGUCAAAAGGGUAUGAUACCGUGGUCGGGGACAAAGGAGGCCAACUUUCCGGAGGUCAAAAGCAGAGGAUAGCUGUGGCAAGAACUAUACUGAAGAAGCCCGUCAUACUGCUACUAGAUGAGGCGACAAGUGCUCUAGAUGGUGAAUCUGAGAGGGUGGUAAUGAACACCCUCGGUGCAAAAGGGUGGAAAAACAAGGGUGAGCUCUCAAGCAAGAUCACAAGUAUCACGAUUGCCCACAGGCUGUCCACAGUCACAAACGCAGAUGUAAUUGUCGUCAUGGACAAAGGUGAGGUGGUAGAGACGGGUAGCCACGCAACAUUAGUCUCAGCAAGCAAUGGUGUUUACUCGAGACUGUACAAUAUGCAAAUCAAAGCAGGGAAAGACUGAUCUCAUGAUCAGUCCUUUUGCUGGUAGCAUCAUUUUUCAAGC
This is a messenger RNA of Triticum dicoccoides, 5068 nucleotides long. RefSeq names its product ABC transporter B family member 14-like. Bases 1217 to 5026 code for a protein of 1269 amino acids. Gene Ontology annotation, molecular function: ABC-type oligopeptide transporter activity; ATP hydrolysis activity; ATP binding. NCBI's taxonomy places the organism in Eukaryota, Viridiplantae, Streptophyta, Magnoliopsida, Poales, Poaceae. Gene Ontology annotation, cellular component: mitochondrial inner membrane. The record is from RefSeq and is a predicted model, not a curated record. The transcript is spliced from 10 exons. Gene Ontology annotation, biological process: oligopeptide export from mitochondrion.